AUGAAAGAAGAAGAAGGUGUGUCUAGAAUGCAGAAACACCCACACGUGAUCUUCGAAGCGCGUACCAAGGCGAACAAGGGCUGCGCCAACAAACUCGAGUUCCGGCCGAAGAGCAGACGCACGAAACACGUGUCAUUCGUCGAGGAACCGCUCGGUGAUGAUCCUAGAAACACGGGAUCCUCUAAAUCGAGAGAGAACCGGACGUGGCGAUGGUGGCAGGACGCGGGACAGCGCGCUAUCAACAGGCGGAGGAGGGACGUACGGGAGACCACCAAGUACAUAGAGACGGCGCUGGUCAUAGACAAAGCCAUGUUCGAUCGGAGAAACGGCAGCACACGCUCCGAAGUAGUCCAUGACGCUAUACAAGUUGCUAAUAUUGCUGAUCUGUACUUUAGAACUCUGAAUACGCGAGUGUCGCUGGUGUACAUCGAGUCCUGGCAGAGCGCCGACCAGGCUGACAUAGAUAAAAAGCAGGACAUUACUCGCGCCAUACAAAAAUUCAGCGACUACACCGCAAGGAAGCUGUUCAAAAUUGAGAAGGACACAACCCAACUACUUACAGGGCUGACCUUCCCGGGAGGGGAGUCUGGGAUCUCAGUUCCGGACACAAUGUGCACUCCAAAGUCUGUCGGCAUCUCCGUCGACACCAACACCUACGAGCCUCAUCUCCUUGCUGGUACCAUGGCCCAUAUGAUUGGACACAAUAUCGGUAUGGGUCACGAUGACGGUCGGGAGCAGUGUUUCUGUCGCGACUGGCACGGCUGCAUCAUGACGCAGUCCAUCGUGGGUCUUGAGAACGUCCAGCCGUACAAGUUCUCCGACUGCUCCAAGAACGACUACAUCAACGAACUUCGCAUUGGCCAGGGUUUAUGUCUUCUGAACAAACCUAAUGAGCUGGUGGUCCACCGUCAGUGCGGCAAUGGGCGGCUGGACGAGGGCGAGGAGUGCGACUGCGGCACCAUCUCCGAGUGCCACAACCUGAACCCCUGCUGCGACCCCUUCACGUGCCGCCUCACUAAGGAGGCACAAUGUGCAUCUGGGGAAUGCUGUGAAAGAUGCCAACUCAAGCCUCGUGGCGUCGUAUGUCGGGAAUCAUCCAAUGAAUGCGAUUUAGAAGAAACCUGCACAGGUCUGUCAGGGGCCUGCCCUGUAGACGCUUAUAGAAAGAACGGAGAGCCCUGCGAAGCCGGCAAAGGUUACUGCUUCGCAGGCCAAUGCCCCACGCUGUCUCUACAGUGCGAGAGGAUUUGGGGCCCUGGGACCAUCGGAGCUGAUAAACAAUGCUUCGAGCAAUUCAACUCUAAGGGCGCCGUCACCGGACACUGUGGAAAGGAUAACAAUGGACAUUAUAUCAAGUGUGAUAUGGAAAACGUGAAGUGUGGCUCGUUGCAAUGCCAGCUGGGGAACAGGUACCCGGUGGUGCCUGGGAUGGACGAAUACUACACGAGGACCGUCAUCACGAUCAAAGGCAACGAAUAUGAAUGCAAAGCGACCACGGGACUACCCGAGCACUCUGAGAUCGGACCACUGGGGCUGGUCCGAGACGGUACUCCGUGCGGAGACAACCUGGUCUGCGUCAAUCAGACUUGCUCCUCCAUCUUCCCCUACAUCGACCACACCAAGUGCCCCACCGACCAUAACAAUCACGAGUGUUCUGCUAGAGGGGUGUGCUCGAACAACAAUAGGUGCGUGUGCAACCGCGGCUGGACCGGGCCGGACUGCUCGCAACCGGACGCUCUGCCACCCUCCCCUACGCCCUACAUACCAGAAAAUACCACUAAAACCGCCUACAACAUGACCAAGAAGGAAACGCCGUAUGAGAACUACCACGGCUCGAACACGGUAUUCCUCGUGGCGGUGCUCAUGUCUGUGGUAGGGGGGGUAUUCAUAGUAUUUGCCCUGAGCGCUCUCUGCUACAGGUCAGUCGUAGUACACAAAAACUUCUCCCUGUGCCUAAGGAAAAAGAGUACGCUGCCGAAAUACGACCCGCCGUACGUGAAGAAACCGAUGACCAAAAGUUUCCCGGCCGGCUCCACUACAUCCAACAACUCCCAGGAAGAUAUCUCCAUCGACGGUGGCAAGAUGCACUCGUUCAAUAACACUUUCAGCCGCGGAGAUUCUCAACGUGUGAUCUUCAAACAUGGGAACCACAUGUCGGGGGCCAGCGGCACUAGUAGAUAUCCAGACCACAAACAAAUGAAACGUGUCCAUUCGGGAAGUGAAGAUGAACCAACUCAUUCAGGUGAAGAAGAUAUAGCGUUUAUAGACGUAGCUCCUAAUUCAAUGGCCAAACUUCCAGAGAAGGGAAUUCUUAAAAAGCACGGCUACGGAGCUAUUGACGGCAAAGACAAGUGGGGUGAUGACUCUCAGUCGGAGCAACUGGAAGCGGGAUCGCAGUCAGAUGGCCAAGAGCCAACUGGAGCCGUAGCUGAUAUGGAGUACAAGUUUAAGGAUUUGAAUGGAUAUCACGAGAAUAUAAUCGUGGCUCUAAAGACAGCAGCUGCUCAACGUGCCAGUGCUGGCGCUUCAGUUGGCUCUGGAGACUUAAGAGCUCUUCAGGAGUACGAAUAUAAACGCGAAAGAGCGCCAAGCGCUGAAAAAAUCCACGAGACAGAGCUAAGGCGACAACGUGGCGCCGAUGAAGAGGAAGACGAAGCCCCACAGUGCGGGCCAAUAAGGAUCAGGAACUUGGAAGACUUGAUCAGGCAAUUGGAGCACCACUCCAGUCGGCACAUGAGUCCGUCAGGGUCGGAGGAUAUAAGAAUGUCGGAGACGGAAGCUGAUAGGCAUUACAGAAUUGAACCAGGGGAGGUGCCACCGCGCUGCCGCGGCCGUAUCUCGGGUGAGGAGGAGUCCCGAUUCGCUUACCCGCGGUACCGGGGCAGCGCGCGGCACCACCCCGGCAUGUUCGCGGGCGGGCCGGCGGGCGCGGGGGGGCGCGCUGCUGCACGCCGCGCAUGCGGGGCUCGCGCCGCACGCGCCGCACGCACCUCACGUGUCACACGCGCAGCACUCGCGCGUCCCACCCGACGACGACGCCCUCUACGAGACGGCCGACGCGGAGAGACUUCGAGAUGCGCCCGACAGCGAAAGUUAGCCCGGUGGGCGAGUGAAGACGUGGUGCCGGCGCGCGAGUACCUGCCGUCGCCGAGCGACAGCGACGUGCCCGCCGCCUUCCCCGAGUACAAGCACUGA
Messenger RNA from Parnassius apollo (apollo), 3195 nucleotides. Lineage: Eukaryota; Metazoa; Arthropoda; Insecta; Lepidoptera; Papilionidae. The record is from the annotation of a GenBank genome assembly.